Saccostrea cuccullata (small rock oyster) is the source of this 447-nucleotide messenger RNA. RefSeq lists its product as uncharacterized. The record is from RefSeq and is a predicted model, not a curated record. Bases 1 to 435 code for a protein of 144 amino acids. The transcript is spliced from 2 exons. NCBI's taxonomy places the organism in Eukaryota, Metazoa, Mollusca, Bivalvia, Ostreida, Ostreidae.
AUGCUGGCGCGAGCACAGAUGGCCGAUCGGGCCUGUAUCUUAUUCUUGCUUAUUUUAUUAGGAAUACCAAACAAGUCAAUUGAAAACUUGACUUCAGGGUAUUCUAAGUUACAAUAUGGCUUUAGACUGGAUAGGCGCAUGAUAGACUCCUAUGUCGAGUACAGUAUUCUAGACUGUGUAGGAGAAUUUCUCCGAUCUACUCGAUGUUACUCACUGAAUUAUUACAAAGGAGCAAAUUACUGUGAACUUAAUUAUGAAAACAAGACCAGUGUACCAGAGAAAUUUGUAGAGAAUGAAGGGUGGAUCUACAGCGAAAGAGAAGACUGGGAGAAGGAACUAGCAGGACCGUGCUCCAAUAAGGUCUGUGAAAUCAAUGAAAAAUGUAUAAACAUCGGAUGUAACACUUCCUGUCAAAUAUCAGGUUUGUACAUCUGAAAUAUUUUUGUA